Messenger RNA from Cucurbitaria berberidis CBS 394.84, 1422 nucleotides. RefSeq names its product sideroflexin-5. Gene Ontology annotation, cellular component: mitochondrial inner membrane. The record is from RefSeq and is a predicted model, not a curated record. Gene Ontology annotation, biological process: mitochondrial transmembrane transport; monoatomic ion transport. Lineage: Eukaryota; Fungi; Ascomycota; Dothideomycetes; Pleosporales; Cucurbitariaceae. The coding region runs from base 117 to 1130 and encodes 337 amino acids. Gene Ontology annotation, molecular function: monoatomic ion transmembrane transporter activity. The transcript has 5 exons.
CCCGCGAGCUCCCCUCUGACUCCCCUCUGACUCCAGGCCGGUCUCUGUGAGCCUGUGAAGCUUCAAUUACUUUAAUCACAGUCCCACAUCCUUCCGAGUUCGUCAAAUAGUCAACUAUGACGUCCUCGUUACCGGGCAACCGCGACCUGCCCGUCUCCCAGUUCGAUCUCAGCACCUACUGGGGACGCGUGCAACAUUCGGCCAACAUAUCAGAUCCUAGAACAUUACUUACGUCCUCCGCUGGCCUCGAAAAUGCGAAACAGCUCGUCACUGCGUAUAGGACGGGGAGUGUACGAGAGAUGACACCGGAGCUGUGGAAUGCGAAGAAGAUAAUCGAUUCUACGAUACACCCAGAUACUGGACAGCCUGUCUUCCUGCCAUUCCGCAUGUCAUGCUUCGUGCUUACGAACCUGGUCGUCACGGCUGGAAUGCUUACGCCAGGCCUCGGGACGGCAGGAACUCUAGGAUGGCAGGUCACGAAUCAGUCGCUCAACGUUGCCAUAAACUUCUCGAACGCGAACAAAUCGACCCCGCUAUCGACAUCUACAAUCGUCCAGUCAUACUUCCUCGCGGUCAGCGCAUCAUGCGGUGUUGCGCUAGGUCUUAAUGCCCUCGUGCCCCGAUUGAAGAGCCUUUCGCCCAAUGCAAAGAUGAUUGCUGGCCGUCUUGUACCUUUCGCAGCUGUUGCUACGGCGGGUGCUCUCAAUGUUUUCCUUAUGCGCGGCGAGGAGAUUCGACAGGGUAUUGACGUCUUCCCUGUGUUAUCAGACGAAGAGAAACACAAGAUCGAGACUGGGGACCUUGAGAUCAAGUCACUCGGCAAGAGCAAAAAGGCUGCCACGCUCGCCGUCGGAGAAACAGCUAUAAGCCGUGUGCUCAACGCAACACCGAUCAUGGUCCUGCCACCUCUUCUUCUUGUCAGGCUGCAGAAGACAGAGUGGCUUAAGCAGAGACCUAGAAUGGUGACGCCGGUGAAUUUGGGACUCAUUUUCACAACAUCAAUCUUCGCACUACCACUUGCGCUUGCACUUUUUCCCCAACGCGAGGCUGUGAGUGCGAAGAGGUUGGAGCCUGAAUUUCACACCCGCGGGGGCAAGGAUGGGAUGGUAGAAUUUAACCGUGGCAUAUGAUGGACGGCUAUCAACUGUAGGGAGAAGGCCUAUAAUUAUGCGACAAGCUGCUGCUGUCUGUAGGAGUUGUUAGGCGGACCAUUGGACACGUUCAGCAAAGCCACAAAUUAGAAAGCUCAACGGAAGUUAAAGAGUUCAGGAGCUCAUCGUCAACGCUGGAGAUGCGGAGAAGUUGAGGUUCCUGAUGCUCUGAUUGGUCAGAUCGCUUGCGUGGGAUCUUGAGAGCUGCAUGAACAGCAGAACUCCAGCCGUAAAUAAGAACAGAUAUUUUUCAAUUGCUCACGAGGGGUCC